AUGACGGACUCUGGCAAGUCGGUGCGUUCCCCUCACAAGGCGCCCAAGACAAAAUCUGCUCGAUCGAGCAAGGCACUCGCGAGCGCUUCGCCAAACCAACACACGACAGUAUAUCGUGAUUCAGACGAUUCCGAUCGAGAACCUGCCCCACUGCCGCGGAGCCAUACACCAGGCCAUCUCGCCAGCAAAAGCAUCAAUGACAAGCGACGAAAGACUUCCGACGUCGCUAUCCGGCAGCGAUCCCAAUCCGCCUCCCAGGUCGCAUCCAGUUCCACCUCAGGCACAUACCCAGCCAAGGCUCCUCCCGUUUCAAACGGGUCUGCUGAACCCGCCUUGGAGGAUGGAGAGAAGGAGAAGGAGAAGAAACGACCGACGACGGGCUCGCGAACCGCUUCCUCUGUGGCUGCCAGUAGUCGAAAUGCCCCAUCUUCCGCAGCGACAACUCGGCAAUCUUACAAACUCACUCGACCUCCUCGGGGACAACACGUCCCCUUCCCACCACUUCCCGAUCCCAAGGACGCGCCGGAUGUCGAUCCCGCCCCGCCAUCUGGCUUGUAUUGGUCAAAAGCGUUUGUAUCAGGAUCGCCGCACUCAAAUCUUCGAGCUCACACGACAACCUUGAUCGGGUCCAAUAUUUACGUCUUUGGUGGAUGUGACGCGCGAACAUGUUUCAACACAGUCUAUGUACUCGACGCCGAUGCCUUCUACUGGUCUGUCCCGCACGUGGUAGGCGAUAUUCCCAUGCCAUUACGCGCAAUGACCUGCACUGCCGUGGGUAAGAAGCUCGUUGUAUUCGGAGGCGGUGAUGGCCCGGCAUAUUACAAUGAUGUAUACGUCUUAGAUACCGUCAAUUUUCGGUGGACAAAGCCCCGUAUAAUAGGAGACAAGAUCCCGUCCAAACGGAGAGCCCACACGGCAUGCCUAUACAAGAACGGCAUCUACAUGUUUGGAGGCGGCGAUGGCGUCAGGGCACUCAACGACAUUUGGAGACUCGACGUCGCCGAUCCUACCAAAAUGUCAUGGAAGCUCAUAUCCGGGCCUGAAAAUACAUCAAGCUCCAGCUCAACCACCAAAGACCUGCGCCCGAAAGCCCGCGGCUACCACACAGCCAACAUUGUUGGCAGCAAACUGAUCAUCUUCGGCGGCUCAGACGGCGGCGAAUGUUUUGACGACGUAUGGGUCUACGACGUGGAGACGCACAUUUGGAAAUCGGUCUCCAUACCUGUUACAUAUAGACGCUUAUCCCACACGGCCACGAUCGUUGGUUCAUACCUAUUCGUGAUUGGAGGCCAUGACGGAAGCGACUACUGCAACGAUGUGAUACUACUAAACCUCGUGACGAUGACGUGGGACAAGAGGAAAGUAUAUGGAAAACCGCCCAGUGGUAGGGGAUAUCACGGAACGGUGUUAUAUGACAGCAGGUUAUUGGUGAUUGGAGGCUUUGACGGAAGUGAAGUAUUCGGAGACGUGACGAUACUGGAGUUGGCGGUGCAUGCAUACUACUCGCAGAUAAGUCAUUUUACGAUUGAAGUUUGA
Metarhizium acridum CQMa 102 is the source of this 1536-nucleotide messenger RNA. RefSeq lists its product as uncharacterized. The record is from RefSeq and is a predicted model, not a curated record. Lineage: Eukaryota; Fungi; Ascomycota; Sordariomycetes; Hypocreales; Clavicipitaceae. Gene Ontology annotation, molecular function: protein binding.